UGGGGUUGAAGAAGAAUCGGUUUGAAGAUUUGCCAGUUCCAUUCAGCACAGUACUUUCGGAACUUGGAACUCGGGUGUCCGCUCAGCAAACUGGUCGCCCGAAAUCGUUAAUCGUGAAUCGGCGCAUAUUUUAUCCUGAUCCUUUUGGGCCUCGCUGCUCUGGCGGCCGCCGAUGUCAAGCACCUGACAGAUCGCAACCUGGACCUCUUCAAGUACAACCCCAGUGACGUCUACACCCUGCCCGAGGACAUCGAUGACGACAAGCCGGCGGUCCACUUCAGCGGCGACGUCAUGAAGGCCAAGACCGAGACCCUGCAGAACUACAAUUCCGGCAAGAAGUUCAAGCUGGAACUGAAGACCCAGAACGGCAUCCAAGUAAGCAGCGUGGGCAAGCUGAAGGACGACAAGACCUUCGUGGUCAGCGGUUCCUACUCGUUCACCGGCGCCGAUGGCAAGCGGUACAAGACCCGGUACACCGCCGAUGAGUUCGGCUACCAUCCCAUCACCGAGCUGGAUCUCGACAUUCCCGAGCCCCAGCCCUUGGGAACUGCCGCCCAGCGCCAGACCGUGGACCCCAGCAGCCUGCUGGGCAACAAGAACCGCUUCCAGUUCCUGCAGCAGCACCUGGACUCCGAGCAAGGACCUCUGAGGGGCAGUGGCCAGAGCGGCGACGACUACAGCUACACGUCUCCCUAUGGCCACGGCUACGACUACCAGCCCCCCCAGGUGCAACUGUCGACGCCGUCCCGUCUGUAUCUGCCCACGGCAUAAGGUGGCCGAGAUAUAGGUAUACCCCGUCCCCAGGAGAAACAAAAAGUACCCAAAAUACCCCCAAAUCCCGAUCCCCGUUUUUCCCCAGCUGCAAGUAUUUAGUUUUUUAAGUGCAACUCCAACAGGCAAAUGAAGAGUAAAAAAGGCAAAAUUCACAGAGCUAGCGAAAUUUUUUUUUAUCAUUUUUUAGUGUUAUACACGGAGCACAAUUUUAUAUGAUAUUAUACCUAUAUUAACUGAUAUAUGUUAUAUAUCUAGGCCCACACACACAAACACACACGCACACACACACAAAAAACAAACAACACACACACACACAAAAUCCCGACAAAUGACACAAACGAAUCUAUGUAUAUACACUGAGUGAUAUUAGUAGUAAAUAAAAUGGCUAAACUAA
Molecule: messenger RNA, 1168 nt
Organism: Drosophila subpulchrella
Lineage: Eukaryota; Metazoa; Arthropoda; Insecta; Diptera; Drosophilidae
Gene: Cpr11A
Product: cuticle protein AMP1B
Exons: 4
Coding region: 292-771 (159 amino acids)
Source: RefSeq, a predicted model, not a curated record